CCCGGCCCGAGCGUGGUCGUCGUCGUCGUCAUGGCGGACCCCACGGUGUGGGACUUCCUCGUCCAGGUCCUGUGCGCCCACGGCGGCCGCAUGACCCUGGACGCGCUGCUGGCGGAGAUCGCGCUGCCCCGGGCGCAGCUCCGCCAGGUGCUGGAGGAAGCCGGGCCCGACCGCUUCGUGCUGCUCCAGACCCGCAGCAGCACCGGCAGCGCCUGGACCGUGGUGGCCAACACGCGGGCGCGGGUCUGCCGUCGCAAGGUCUGCGAGCGAGGCUGCGACAACCUGCACCUCUGCAAGCUCAACCUGCUGGGCCGCUGCCACUAUUUGCCGGCGGAUCGGAAAUUAUGCAAAUAUUCACAUGAAGUUUUCUCCAAGGAGAACUCUGAAGUCCUGAAAAGAUAUGGGCUCUCCAAGCUUAACCAAGAGGAAUUAGCCGUACUCCUCGUCCAAAGCGACUCCUUCUUCAUACCUGAGAUCUGCAAAGAUUACAAAGGAGAGGGGCGCAAACAGACGUGCAGCGAGCAUGUCCCCUGUGAGAGACUGCACAUCUGUGAACACUUCACCCGCGGGAACUGCAGAUACCUCAACUGCAACAGGUCCCACAACCUGAUGGACAAGACGGCACUCAGCAUCAUGCGAGAGCAUGGCCUGAGCCCUGACAUGGUUCAGAACAUUCAAGACAUCUGCAACAACAAGCAUGUGCGGAGGAACCCACCCCGCUCCAGAGCUCCUUCCUCAAAUCAUAGAGCGCCACAGGCAUCGCGAGGUCGAAGCAAAAGUCGAGACCGGUGUUAUCAGGCCAGCCCAGAAUUCAUUUCAUCUGCUUACAAGUCCUGCACACCUGGCCCAGAUGGCACUGGUUUCUCGGCUUUUGUUGAGGAUGACGUGCAUCUCUUUGAUAACUUCAGCUAUGUGUGGAGCAAGGAUCAGGCUCAGCCUUCCUCAGCCUCUUCGAAGGUUGCCAGUCUUGGAGCAACAGCUCAAGCAGGAGGAAGCCAGAGGGCAUCCAAGGAUGAUGGUCUCCACGACUUUUCUUACAGGAACCAUGCUGACUCAACCUCUAAUCAGGCUGUUUCUAGCUCUCUCCUUGCUGUUACAAAAACAUCCAAUGCCAUAACCUCCAGCAAGGGCCUGGGCAUUGUUGCAUCAGAUCACGUGAACGUCAAGGGCAAGAGUGGAACUCAAGACAUCCAGGAAGUCCUUCUUAAACAUCAGGCUGAUGGAGUGGCCACAGAUCUAACUUGCCCAAGAUCUGCUAACUACAGAGCUGCCACCAAUGACCAGCGAGAAAUAACAUUACCUAGGAACCAUCAGAACAACGGAAGCGCUUUCUGUGAUCUCCAGGCCACUGGCAAAAUUACUGAUGGUGGUAAUAACCCAGGAUUGACAUUUUUGAAUGGUUUGGGCUUAGAACGAGCAGUCACUGGAGAAAAAGAGGCAUUCUCCUUGAGAAGUAAGGGUUCACCAAGGCAGGUCCCAGCCACACCUGGGAUAGCCACUGCUUCUACAAAAGUCAACACGCUGCCCCAGUCAUCUCUACCUUCCUCCAUCAGCAGAGCUGCAGACUAUGGGGCCCAAGGCCCUGCCCACACUCCUGUGAGCUCCACCAAUGAGCACUCACAAAGGACCACAGUCUCUUCCCAGAAUUCUAUGUCUGGGGUCUCAAGUAUCACAUCUACAAUGAAUAAUGUUGGACCAAAGGAAAUUUGCCUAGACUACCUGUAUCUGGGUUGUCAACUGGCAGGCAACUGCAACAAAAUCCACUUUCACCUGCCCUACCAGUGGCAGGUGCUGAUUUCCAACACCUGGCUGGACUUGCAGGCCAUGGAGCAGAUCGAGGAGGCCUACUGUGACCCUGAGAAGCCCGUACUUUUAGUCAAACACGGGGAAAUUGACUUCCAGAAGAUGCUUUGUGGUUUCCGUCCUAUCCGACGCCUCUCCACUCCUUCAGCUGCCAUUCAAGAGCUGGCAAACUCUGUCUUCACCACCAAAUGGCUUUGGUAUUGGAGGCACGAGUCUGGCAAGUGGAUUCAGUACGGGGCAGAGCUUGACAACCAGCCCAGUUCAGACAUCGACUCAUCGUACCUGGAGUCCCUUUAUCAGUUCUGCCCCAGGGGAGUUGUGCCAUUUCAGGCGGGUUCAAAGAAGUAUGAGCUGAGUUUCCAAGGGAUGAUUCAGACAAACAUUGCUUCCAUGACGCAGAAGGACGUGAUCAGAAGGCCGGUGUUUGUUUCCUCCUUGGAUGUAGUGCGGAUCCGAAGAGGGGGGAUGUUUCAGUCUCUGGUGAGCAAGUCAGAAGCUGUAACUCCAAAUGUGCCUCCUCAGCAGGCUGCUGACUCCUCCAAUGCCUAUGAGUUGUUGGAGCUCAGUAGCAACUGUGGAGAAUAUGCAAAAGUGAGGGAGCACUUUAAGAAUUCUAUGAAAAAUUUCAGGAUUGAAAAGAUAAAAAAGAUCAACAAUCAAAAACUCUUGGAUACUUUUGAAAGGAAGAAACUGACGAUGAACAGGAAAGAGGAGAAACUUCUCUUUUAUGCAACAAGACGUGCCCAUGUAGAUUCCAUCUGUGCAGAUAAUUUCGACUACAGCCAUGGAACUCAUGAAGACAAGUAUGGAAAAGGAAAUUACUUUGCCAAAGAAGCCUUCCAUUUCCACAAAAGUUAUGGUUGUGACACCAAGAAUACUGUGAUGUUUAUAGCCCGAGUCCUGGUUGGAGAUUUCAUCGAAGGACAUAAGGAGUACACGAGACCUCCUCCCAUGUACGACAGUUGUGUGGAUACACGGUUGAAUCCUAAUGUCUAUGUCAUCUUCGAGAAAAGUCAGACUUACCCAGCGUACUUGAUCGAAUAUGUAGAAACAGAAAAAUCCUGUGUGAUUAGUUAAGGAAUGGUGACUAUUAACGAUACCUACCCAUUUUAUUUUCUUACAUGACUAGAUUGUACCAGAUAGUAGGUAGACUUUGAUAUUCCUUGCCACGUGACCUAAUGCCUUAAAAUCAGUAGCUUGCGAGCUUUGCUGCACAAAAUUUCCAAUGCCCAGUUUGCACCCGGCUCCCGGUUACGUCAUUCCUCUGGGCAUGAUCAUCACGCAAAGCUGGUUUGUAAAGGUCUCCCCAUUGUUCCAAUACUUUGGAGAAUUUGUGUUGUCUUAGAUGUAACUGGUCAAAGCUCGAUUGUUAAUUCUCUGUCAAUUACAUAAACCUUUCUCAUCUACUCUUUUAGUCUACAGGAUAGCAUAGGUGUUUUUUUGGGUUUAAUUGAAAGAAAGUUAUAUUCAUUGAAGUCAUUGAAAUGAAUCAUUGAAAUGGAAUUAUAUCUAUUGAAAUCAGGACUGAAGACACUGUAUCUUGCCAGGUGCCAGAGUCUCAAGCCUGUAAUCCUAGCUGCUCAGGAGGCUGAGAUUUUAGGAUUGCAGUUUAAAGCCAGACUGGGCUGAAAAGUCUA
This is a messenger RNA of Perognathus longimembris pacificus (Pacific pocket mouse), 3440 nucleotides long. RefSeq names its product zinc finger CCCH-type antiviral protein 1-like. The coding region runs from base 31 to 2880 and encodes 949 amino acids. The transcript has 14 exons. The record is from RefSeq and is a predicted model, not a curated record. Lineage: Eukaryota; Metazoa; Chordata; Mammalia; Rodentia; Heteromyidae. Gene Ontology annotation, molecular function: metal ion binding; NAD+ poly-ADP-ribosyltransferase activity.